AUGGAAGAAAGCGCAUUAGAUUCCAAGGAUCAAAACUCUAAUGCAGAUCCUCCUCAAUUCCCAUUCCUAGAUCUUGACGAUCCCAAAAAAUCAGAUGUUUUUAUAGAAGCUACCCUUGAAGUUCUCCGCCGCAUGCCUGAAAUCUGCGUCGACAAAAGCAACAUUUAUCAUUCUAAAAUCGAGAAUCUUUGCAUGUUAGAUUUGAACUUGAUGACAGCUCUUGUUGCGAUGCAGGAAAAAAGAGACGAACUUUGGCUGGAAUUUAAUGGUUAUGUGGAUUCUGACGAGGAAAUCCCCGAAUUCCGGGAGGUGUAUUGUCCUAAUUGCGACGAGAGUAGCGAGGAAGAUGAGAGUGAAGACCUCUGUCACUGUCCGAUUCAUCCCAACACCGGCACCGAAUACCUCGCUUGUGGGAUAAUAACGAAUCCAUGGAAGAAUGGUCCUGCAGUUGGAAACGAGGAAUCCACGUUCACCGUGGCGACCUAUAGUGCUAGUGAGCUAGCGACGCCUAAGAUUCCUGCGGAUGCGGAUGACUGCGUUUGUCUCUGUGUAACGUGUUGUGCUUCUCGUGGCCUCGACAGUGAUGACGAUAGUUAUGUCUAUCCUUCUUCGGAGUCAGAGAGCGAAGAUGAGAUACCCUGUCAAUGUUAG
Molecule: messenger RNA, 651 nt
Organism: Botrytis deweyae
Lineage: Eukaryota; Fungi; Ascomycota; Leotiomycetes; Helotiales; Sclerotiniaceae
Exons: 2
Coding region: 1-651 (216 amino acids)
Source: RefSeq, a predicted model, not a curated record